This is a messenger RNA of Fukomys damarensis (Damara mole-rat), 1962 nucleotides long. Its product is annotated as N-acetyllactosaminide beta-1,6-N-acetylglucosaminyl-transferase-like. NCBI's taxonomy places the organism in Eukaryota, Metazoa, Chordata, Mammalia, Rodentia, Bathyergidae. Gene Ontology annotation, biological process: transforming growth factor beta receptor signaling pathway. Gene Ontology annotation, molecular function: acetylglucosaminyltransferase activity. The transcript is spliced from 3 exons. The coding region runs from base 890 to 1951 and encodes 353 amino acids. The record is from RefSeq and is a predicted model, not a curated record. Gene Ontology annotation, cellular component: membrane.
AUCCUGCUGCCCUCUACAUCAGCAAGCGUUGGCUCGGCUCCAGCCUCAGCGCUGAGGGUUUAUUCUCCGGAGCCACGAGCGGGGCUGAGGGAUGAAUCGCGGAGCUGCACUGCUCCUGGCCCCUCAGAGGCACCGGGGAGAGGCUCGCUCGUGAUGUGAACAGCAGAGAAGCCGGCUUGAGGCCUUAUCUCGGGGCACAGUGGCCACUGCCCGGUGCCAGCUGUCACCUCUGCGGGCUGAGUUCCAGGAAGGUCAUCAGGGAGGUAAGAAGAUGAAAGCGUGGUAGGACCUGCCUGGCGCCUUCCCAGCAGUCUCUGGAAGUUGACUCCACUGGGGUGAAUCAUCUACAGGUCUCCUCCAGGCUCAAGAGACUAUGAAUUCUUGAUUUUUUUGUGCGUGUAUGUAUGAAGAGACUGUGCUAUUGAGCAGUUCUGAGGGCUGGGAUUAUCUGCCGACACCUGUCAGGAGCAGUGUGGCGCCCAAAGAGGAAGCGAAUGUCCCUUGCGUCCAGUGGUGACACCGGUGACUGACCUCCCUGGGGGUGAGGCCAGCCCCCACCCACCCUCACACCGGUGGGAAGACACUGUGGCCGGUUGGCAGAGUCAUGAGGUGCCACUGACUUAGAGCAAGGUACUGACUGUGCCGGUCUUGCUUGGUGGCUCAGUUGACCCCAGAGGCUCCUGUUUUUCUCAUCCCUUCUGCUCAGAGGACAACUGCAGGCUGAGAGUUGAUCCUUUUCCCUUCAGUGAACGGUAGCAUUUCCCUUCUGGCUGAAAAUAAGAAGUUAGAGCAGAUUUCUCCGCCAUCAGAGCCGGGACCUGUAGACUGACAUCGGCCAUGCUGUGACAUCAGAAAAGGGACAAAACAAGAAAAAGAGAUCUGAAGAAAAAUGAAGUGGAAAGUGCUUGCAUUUGUCAUAGGGCUCAUGGCUUUGUGGAUAACAUUUUUAUUCCUGUAUAUCAACAAGUUAGUGCCACAGAAAUACCCGCGAGUGAAGAAAAUCUCAAACACUUCAUUCCUGACAGAAACCUGUGACACGAUUGUGACAGGACAAAGAGUCAUCCUGGGGAAACAUAUGCCUGUGAGACCUUUGAGAAAUAUGACUUGCCAAGAAUACCUGAUCCAAAACCACUACCUAACGCAACCUCUGUCCCAACAGGAAGCCGAGUUCCCUCUGGCCUACGUCAUGGUCAUCCAUAAGGAUUUCGGCACUUUCGAAAGGCUCUUUCGGGCCGUCUACAUGCCCCACAACGUCUACUGCGUGCACGUGGAUGCCAAGUCCUCAGUCGAGUUUAAAAGCUCAGUGCAGCGGUUGCUGAGCUGCUUCUCCAACGCCUUCCUGGCUUCCAAGAUGGAACCUGUGGUCUAUGCAGGGUUUUCCAGGCUCCAGGCCGACCUGAACUGCCUGAGAGACCUGGUGGCCUCCCAGGUCCCCUGGAAGUACGUCAUCAACACCUGCGGGCAAGAUUUCCCCCUGAAGACCAACAGGGAGAUCGUGCAGUACCUGAAAGGGUUCCGAGGGAAGAAUCUGACCCCGGGGGUGCUGCCCCCUCCCUGGAUUCUCCGAAGGACCAAGUUCGUGCAUCUGGAGCAGAGGUUCUCUUGGUUCUCCUUCGUGCUGUGGACCUGGCUGAGGAAAGCGCCUCCACCUCACAACAUGACCAUUUACUUCGGCUCUGCCUACGUGGCCCUCACCAAGGAGUUUGUCCAUUUUGUUCUGGAAGACCAGCGGGCCAUUGAUUUACUCAAGUGGUCAAGGGACACUUACUCUCCUGAUGAGCAUUUCUGGGUGACACUGAAUAGGAUUCCAGGAUCCGCCUGUGCCUUACCGAUGCUGAGGCAGUUCCCUCAGAAUGCUUCCUGGCAAUUUUAUCCUCCUGGGAACCCAGAGAGCUCAGGAGAUGCCAGCUUACUGGAAAAGUACAGCAGGGAGGAAACUGGAAAGCGCUAGUCUUCUGGAGU